AUGAGGCUAUAUGAGAGCUCUGACACUCUGCACUGGGCCAUUUCUGCCUGUCGCAGUUUUAACCCUGCACCUGAGAACAAGGGCUCUGUGCUGCAAAAAUCUACGUCAGACGGUACGCGUCAGGGCCUCGAGAGCAUGAGAGGAGGAGUGUGUGCCACACAGGGCAUGAAGGUCGUGCUUAAAGUGGGACAAAGGCCCUACGGAUUGCCUCCAAAGCCUGCCAAACCCGACCAGGCGGGUCGUACCAACAGCCGAAAUCCAGGGGUCACUGGGAACACUACAUUUCCCAGAGUGCCCGGGGGAGGAGCCACAGCGGGCGGCGAGAACGGCCCCCUCCCUGCCUCUAACAUCGCCGUCAUCGCUGGCGCAGCAGGAGGCUCCGCCUUCCUCCUGCUCGUCACCGCGGUGAUCUGUGUGGUGUGCUACCGCCGGCGACACUCCAAACACUCAGAGUCGCACCACCCACCGCUCUCCCUCUCCUCCCUAACCUCCCCCAAGCGGGGGGGCGGGGGCGGGGGCGGAGGCGGCAACAACAAUGGCUCGGAGCCCAGCGACAUCAUCAUCCCGCUGCGGACUUCGGACUCGGCCUACUGCCCGCACUACGAGAAGGUGAGCGGGGACUACGGCCACCCCGUCUACAUCGUGCAGGAGAUGCCACCCCAGAGUCCCGCCAACAUCUACUACAAAGUAUGAGGACAGAGACCCUGGCACUGUCACCCACCACCUGCACCACAACAGUAUGAACCGAACUGCUCCCUGGCCUACAGUCAAGUUCUGACUGUGGCACCUUCAAGCCCUGUGAUUGGACCCAAUCACUCACACACACACGCACACACACACACACACACACACACACACACACACACACACACACACACACACACACCCCUUAAAUCAAUGACUGCUGUGAUGGUUGAGGGCUUUAUAUUGAGAGGACACGCCAGUGUAAGGUUUUCUCACUCCCUCUCCUCUCAGAGUGAUAAAAGCUCCUAAAGUUCGUCUAGACCCCUCGGAGUGAAAAAAAACAAAAAACAAAAAAACAAAACAAACCAGAAUGGAUCUGUUACUUCCUGAGGCGUCACUGAGCAACACCUCAGAACCUUAUCCUUUGUAAUCUAUUGGCAAAAACACAAAAAAAACAACAAAAAAAAGACUGAAAGUAAACUUCGUUUUCAGUUUGUCCAAUCCUGACCAAUGUUAUGUGAUCUUGAACAUUACAAUAACUCACAAAUAGCAGUUUAGUUUGUUUGUUUGUUUGUUUGUGUUUGCGAUUCCUCUGAUAAGGGGAGGCUCAGUCCUCUGGCUUAGCCAAUCAUAGCCCAGUGCUCACAUCACAUGACUCAAGGCCCUGUGUUUGAUUGGAGGAGUCAUAGUGGCAUUGAAAAUCUUGUAUAUUUUAAUAAUGUGCAUUCUUUGUGAGUGUGUAGGUUAAUAAUUAUGACAGUGCUGUUGCACGAACAUGCGUGGGCAUAGCGUGUGCUUCAGUCACAGUAUGUGAGUGUGUUUCAGUGUGUAUCUGUGAGAGAGCAUUGUACUUGAGUGAAUGUGAGUGUGUUAGACUGUU
Electrophorus electricus (electric eel) is the source of this 1564-nucleotide messenger RNA. NCBI's taxonomy places the organism in Eukaryota, Metazoa, Chordata, Actinopteri, Gymnotiformes, Gymnotidae. The record is from RefSeq and is a predicted model, not a curated record.